Messenger RNA from Sabethes cyaneus, 540 nucleotides. RefSeq lists its product as uncharacterized. The record is from RefSeq and is a predicted model, not a curated record. NCBI's taxonomy places the organism in Eukaryota, Metazoa, Arthropoda, Insecta, Diptera, Culicidae. Bases 1 to 540 code for a protein of 179 amino acids. The transcript is spliced from 3 exons.
AUGGAAUCAAUUUGGCAAAACAUUACAACGGCACUGGAGAUCCCGUCGGAAGUGGCCGAUAAGUGGUUAGCUAAAUUGAAACAACAGUACAACUCCCAAUCGAAUCGACACUAUCACAACGAAGAGCAGAUGAUUCACAGGAAGGCGAAACACCUGGCCGGAGCUAGUAUUUGCGUUCAGCUGGCCUGUCUGUUUCAGUACUAUCACUUCGACGCUGGGAAGGAUUGUGUCGAGGAAAACUGCGGUGCUUUGAAGGAAUUUUUCGCCGAGGCCAAACUGGAAAAUAAAUCAUUGGAAAACAACACACUGCGACUGCUGGGAGACGUUGCCGUUGAAAGCAGUGACCUUCCGGAAGAGGAUGUGCUCUUUUUCCAAGAUUUAGACCUACUAAUUUUAGGACGGUUAACAAUAGUUUUUCAGAUCCUUCAAACUUUGAAUCGAAUCCCAUCGAUCUACGCUUCUAAGGAAUUGGGAGACAAAUACGAACAAACUGCCAGAACUAACAUCGGAAACGAAAUCAAGGAAUUGGAAAACCAGUAA